Geodia barretti is the source of this 545-nucleotide messenger RNA. NCBI's taxonomy places the organism in Eukaryota, Metazoa, Porifera, Demospongiae, Tetractinellida, Geodiidae. The record is from the annotation of a GenBank genome assembly.
GGGGGUUCUGAAGAAGAGCUGGUGGAGGGAAGACGUUCUUCUUCCCCGUCGUGGUGUGGAAAGGUGUUUACCUCUUGUACUGCACAGCUGGACUCCAGCUGCCCUCCCACACUUGUGAGAGCAGACGGCUCCAUUGACUUCCACCCAGUCCAGUUCAAGGUGUACCGCCACACGACCCUCCCCCCUGCCGGCAAGCAGUCCUCCCUCCCCUGGCCCCUCCCCUCCUUCUUCGGAACCCUCGGAUCAGCUCCAGCAAGCCGGCGACUCCGCCCAUCGUUAGCUCGGCAGGGGUGGGGCCGCAGACUGCGGGCCGAAUCCAGCCUCCACUCCCUCGGCGUGUUCUCUACUACUAUGCCGCCUUCACUGGUGCCACUGCUGUUGCUGAGAUGAGUGAGUACAUUGAGAAGGUGCUACACGUGAAGUCAGAGGACCUCAGACUCUAUGACCUGACGGACGAGGAGAACCCUGUUCAUCUGGACAACGAGACCAGGACUGUGGAAGAUCUCACGUUCACCGACGGACAAAAACUUCUCAUAGAAAAGUAG